AUGUCGACAGUUUCACCGGAAAAAUCUAUAUCGUCUAAGAUACAACCUCUUGACUCAAAAAAUGAGAAGCACUAUGUUCAAGAUCACAUCAUCCAAAUUGAAGACUCCAAAACCUAUACGUAUUUGGGUUUCAAAGGUCAGACAUUGCAUAACAUGAUUUCAUUUCUCGCUGGUAUGGGGUUCUUACUUUUCGGUUACGACCAGGGUGUCAUGGGCUCGUUGUUGACUUUGCCAGCUUUUAGGAACACAUUUGAAUCUAUAGACACAAUUAAAUACCCAGAGCACGCCACUUUCCAGGGUUUUGUUAUUGCCGUUUAUGAAAUUGGUUGUUUAGCGGGUGCCGUUUCCACUAUGUACUUGGGUGAUAUGCUUGGAAGAAGAAAAACUAUUCUCAUUGGAUGUUGUAUUAUGAUUGUUGGUGCUGUCAUCCAGUGUUCCUCGUUCUCCGUUGGUCAGUUAAUUGCCGGAAGAAUUAUCACCGGUAUUGGUAACGGUAUGAACACUUCCACCGUUCCAAUAUGGCAAUCUGAGUGUGCUAAGUCAGAAAAGAGAGGUAAAUUAGUUAUGAUUCAAGGUGCCUUAAUCACUGGUGGAAUUUGUAUUUCCUACUGGAUCGAUUUUGGCUUCUUCUUCAUCAAAAAUAGUUCUGUAUCAUGGAGAUUCCCAAUUGGGUUCCAAAUAUUUUUCCCACUAUUCAUCUUGCCCCUCAUCAUGUACUUACCUGAAUCUCCUAGAUGGUUACUAAAAGCCGGUAAAUUGGAUGAAGCUGCUAAAGUUUUCUCUGCUCUUGAUGACAUCCCAGUUAAUGAUCCUACUAUUGUCUACGAAGUUCGAGAAAUUGAAAACUCUUUACAAAAGGAAAGACAUGAAGGUGAACAAAAAUCCAACCUUCUUCUUUUAUUUGCUCAGGGUGAUACCAAGAAUUUCCACAGAACUUGCUUGGCCGUCUGGUCGCAAAUUAUGCAACAAAUUACUGGUAUUAAUUUAAUCACCUACUAUGCGGGUACUGUAUUCGAAAAAUAUAUUGGUUUAAAUCCUUUGAACGCGAGAAUCCUAGCCGCCUGUAACGGUACUGAAUAUUUCAUGGUUUCUUGGGUUGCAUUCUACACGAUUGAAAGAGUUGGCAGAAGAAAAUUGAUGUUAUUUGGGGCUGCUGGUCAAGCUAUGUCUAUGGCUGUCUUGACCGGUGCCACCUGGGCUGCUAGUCCAGAACACAAUGACAGUGGUGCUGCAGCUAUUGUUGCUGCUGUCUUCUUAUUCGUUUUCAACAGUUUCUUCGCUAUCGGUUGGUUAGGAAUGACCUGGUUAUACCCAGCUGAAAUUACCCCAUUAAACAUCAGAGCUGCUUCUAAUGGGUUAAGUACAGCUGCAAAUUGGUCUUUCAAUUUUAUGGUAGUUAUGAUCACCCCAGUUGCUUUCGAAAGUAUUGAUUCCUACACUUAUACUAUUUUCGCAGUAAUCAAUCUCUUAAUGAUUCCAGUCGUUUAUUUCUUCUAUCCAGAAACAGCUGGUAGGUCGUUAGAGGAAAUGGAUAACGUCUUCGAACUAUCCAAUCCUUACACUCCUUGGGAUGUUGUAAAAAUCGCUAGAGAGCUACCUUACGAGAGCCAAACUCGUGAUCGUGAUAUUGAAAAGGUUAAUAUUCAGCAUAUCGGAUGA
Debaryomyces hansenii CBS767 is the source of this 1659-nucleotide messenger RNA. RefSeq names its product sugar porter family MFS transporter. The record is from RefSeq and is a predicted model, not a curated record. Bases 1 to 1659 code for a protein of 552 amino acids. NCBI's taxonomy places the organism in Eukaryota, Fungi, Ascomycota, Pichiomycetes, Serinales, Debaryomycetaceae. Gene Ontology annotation, cellular component: membrane. The transcript has a single exon. Gene Ontology annotation, molecular function: carbohydrate:proton symporter activity. Gene Ontology annotation, biological process: transmembrane transport; carbohydrate transport.